Fibroporia radiculosa is the source of this 1716-nucleotide messenger RNA. RefSeq lists its product as uncharacterized. Gene Ontology annotation, molecular function: DNA-binding transcription factor activity, RNA polymerase II-specific; RNA polymerase II cis-regulatory region sequence-specific DNA binding. Gene Ontology annotation, biological process: central nervous system development; regulation of transcription by RNA polymerase II. The transcript has 5 exons. Lineage: Eukaryota; Fungi; Basidiomycota; Agaricomycetes; Polyporales; Fibroporiaceae. Gene Ontology annotation, cellular component: nucleus. The record is from RefSeq and is a predicted model, not a curated record. Bases 1 to 1716 code for a protein of 571 amino acids.
AUGGGGCAUUCAGCUGCUUCACCCUCCCUCCCGCCAUCUGCCGCCUAUCCCCGUCUGGCUGCCUUUUCUUCGUCCUUUUCACCAGACGACGACAAACGACGCAUUUCUCGCUUUCCCCUCUCUCCUCUCCCUCUCCCUCGCCAGUCGCUCCCACCUUUUUCCAGCCUGAGGACGACUGUAGCAUCCAAGCCCACCUCUCAGGACAUGCAGAGUCAUACUGUCUUCCAGAAUAAUCAUACAGGUGGCUCUUUUGUUGCACCCAGCAGCGUUCUUCCUAUCGCCUGCGAAGAGUGUGCCCACACCUGUGCCGAUGCACCCUGUGCGGCAGAGUUGAGGUUGAGCGAGGAAUGUACUGACCAAUGUGUCGUCAUCGCCUGCAACGACACCCAUCAUCCCGUGGCCCAAUGCAACCAGAAUCCACCAAACGGACAUUGCGACGCUCCCUGCCCCCGCGGGGCAGACUGCACCGGAUGGGACGAACUCUUCCAGUGUUGCACCGAUUAUCACGAAUAUUCAUCAGAACAAAAAGGCUUCUCUACCGAUAUGGUGUCCUCCAACAACACAUUCUCAUGGGAUCCAUCCUUUGCUGCCUUACUACGCGGCUGCACCGAUCCUACACACCUAGUGAACCCGCAGCAUAACAGUGGUAAUCUACAUUCCAUCACUUCAAAUUCACCACCAUCACACGCGAUUUUUCAUCAUACCCCUGGCAUAUCGAUGGAUCAUGGAUCAGUAUACACCGCAACAGAGCAUCAAUUUCCGUCCGAUUCUCAGCCGGCUCAAGUAUCCCAGUCCCAGUCGUCGACCUUUUAUGGAUGUCAAUGGGGUGGUUGCUCUGAAACGUUUCCAUCCCUCGAAGAACUUGUCGGACAUGUCAACCUUCAACACUUACGUCUACCCCGCGCAUCUGAUUCUUCGCAUAUUCCGCAAACGCAACAAUCCGUACCAGGCAUUUCAGGUGCUCGUGGAGGGUAUGAUGCUAACGCUCUAGCCUGUAUGUGGGCCGAUUGCCAGAUCUAUCCGACGUCACAGUCUAUCCCCGGAUCUUCGACGAGCAGCUCUGCUGACAACGCGAUAGGUCUGCUAGCAACGCACCUACUCCAAGAUCAUCUUGGAUUGUCCACGCGUUUGCCCAAGACAGAUCGCUCGCCCGCCGACGCGCGAGAGUCCCGCGGUCACACGGCAUUGACGCAUUCUCUUCCGACGCCCUCGACCUUUUCGUCUCCUUCUCCGCACUCCAGUUCACCCACACCUUCGGUGGCCUCUUCCCAUAGGCCGCCGACGCCGCUCCCCGAGCACGAUUGUACCGCACCCUCCGCACACGCAUGCCGUUGGUUUGGGUGUAUGCAGACGUUCUCUUCCUGUGAUGCGCUCACGACUCAUAUUACCGUUGAUCAUGUCGGCGGCGGCCAGCCGUAUGUGUGCGACUUCCCCGGCUGCGGCAAGGCGUUCGCUAUCACCGGUGCGCUCACGAUACACAAGCGGACCCAUAACGGCCACAAGCCAUUCAAAUGUACAUACUGUGACAGGGCAUUCGCGGAGUCAUCCAACCUGUCGAAACACCUUCGGACUCACACUGGUGUGCGGCCGUAUCUGUGCAUGGAGCCCGGGUGCAACAAGUCAUUUGCGCGGCCGGAUCAGCUGGCGAGGCAUCAGAAUGUACACAAGAGGAAGCAGCUUGCGGACAGUGAGGCGGCUUCUGUGGAGGUGCAUUGA